AUUUUAAAGGAUUACAGUUUGUGGUUAUCGAAUAUAACUUAGUUAAAUAUUGCGAUUUAUGUUUUGCGAGGCCUGAAAAUCUCGCUAAAAUCCACAGACUAGUUGGCACCAGGCUUGUUACUACAAGGAAGCUAACAGACUUUCCUAAUACAAGCACCAGGAACCUCAUAUACAAAGACUCAGCCCCUACAUGUACAAGUCACACAGCAUCCAGAAACAUCGGCCCUCGCAGCAAAGUCAUCGGACAAUUAUAUCUGCAAAGUUCAAGGACAUAGCUACUUCACAAUGGCUUACUUGCCUUGCCUAUGACUUGAAGAAGGCAGGCCAGAAUCCGCCUUCACCAGAGCUCUUCCUUGAGGCAAUCGAGAUGCUCUUGGAAGGUGGACCUGCGAAGCGCCUUGACUCAACUCCCGGGGUCCGGAAGAUCGUUGAGAAUUCAUCUUCCGGGAGCGACUCAUCUGCUGAAUCUUGGUUAGAUAUCGCUCAGAUAGUGGACGUUUGUCUUCGGGGGCUGGCCCAUUGGAAUUCUUCGUACUCUCCAAGAUGUGUUUCUGCGUGGCGAGUGGGGCUUGUCCAAUGCUUACUUUUAUGUUUUGCGGUGGCUCCCAUGCGGACUUGUCUUCACUGCAACCGUCCCAUGGAUGGCAUAGCUCGUUGUACUGUACCAAUGAAGUUGUGGCUCUUAAUUUAUCACGGACAGUAAGAGGGGUGCAAUCGUUGGGUGGAUUACUAUUCAGGAACCGAGUCGCCGCAGUAUCUUCAUUGCUACUUUUCACCGCCGCGAUCCAGAAUUUUGCGUGGCCAAUGAUUCGACAUACCUGCUCAUAAUGUCAUAGUAAUCCAAAACUCUCUUCCCGACCCCAACUGUCAUCGGCACAGACACUUCCAUCCUCAUGAUUGCCGCGGUCCUCGAAUGGCAAUAGCUACAUAGCAAUGAUACGGGUUUCCAAAAAGAUGUACUCUGAAAUGGUAUAUCGAAAGGCUUAGUGCACGGCUGGGAACUGUAGUCUCAGGUACUG
Molecule: messenger RNA, 1019 nt
Organism: Hyaloscypha bicolor E
Lineage: Eukaryota; Fungi; Ascomycota; Leotiomycetes; Helotiales; Hyaloscyphaceae
Exons: 4
Coding region: 191-703 (170 amino acids)
Source: RefSeq, a predicted model, not a curated record